AUGAUUUCCAACGUAAUUGUAAUUAAUAAAAAUUCAACAACAUGCGAGUAUAAAGAUCAACACGAUCAAAAAGAACGUGCCAAAUUAUGGGGAGUUGCAUCCACUGCAUAUAGACAAAUUUUGAAACCAGUUGCUUUCACCACUCAAUAUUGUUUGGAUGCUCUGGAUCUCACAAUUGGUAAGGACGUUCAGCAACCACUCAAACUUUUGGAUGUUGCCUGCGGAUAUGGUGCCCUCACAAUUCCUGCUGCCCAAAGAAUUGCACCAGCUGGUGGCUCGAUUAUGGGCAUCGAUAUCUCUCCAGGAAUGUUGGAGCAACUAAAGAUUGAAUCCCAAGGUUUUAACAAUAUCAGUUCUGCUUGUAUGAAUGGUGAGGAUCUACAACUGGAGGACAACCAAUUUGACUAUGUAUACUCGGCAUUCGGUUUGAUCCUAUUCAGCGAUCGUGACAAGGGUCUUAAGGAGUUACAUAGAGUUGUCAAAAAGGGUGGAAAAGCAACUAUUACAUCUUGGCCAUAUGACUGUGAAUUCUUUACUUGGAUGCAGAGAUCAUAUCGUCGUAUCUCUGAAGAUGAGAUGCCAGAUGAAGCUAUCAAGAGAAUUACAUUGGGUGAUGGUGAAUUUUUAAGAGAAUCCUUUGAGAAAGCCGGUUUCCAUUCAUUCAAAGUACAUACCUUCAUUAAAGUAAUGCCAUUGCCAAUAGAUAAUAUGAUGGAGUUCUUCAAGGAACAUCCACUCAUCAAAAUGUUCCAAUCAUACUUACCAGUAGAGAAGAAAGAUCUAUUCCACUUUGCAAUUAGAGACGAACUUCAAUCAAUGUUCCCAAAUGGUAAAAUGAAUUUACACGUAAGAUGCGCUGUCGCCAUUGGCACCAAAUAA
Heterostelium album PN500 is the source of this 879-nucleotide messenger RNA. RefSeq names its product class I SAM-dependent methyltransferase. Gene Ontology annotation, molecular function: methyltransferase activity. Bases 1 to 879 code for a protein of 292 amino acids. The transcript has a single exon. The record is from RefSeq and is a predicted model, not a curated record. Lineage: Eukaryota; Evosea; Eumycetozoa; Acytosteliales; Acytosteliaceae.